AUGUACGUUCAGCAUUCGAAUCCUUUCGACUGCCAAUCGGAACUAUCAAAAAUGAGCUGGGAACUUACAUCAGAGGUCGAGCUACCUUCUCUCUUUUCAUCUGCAACCAAGCUUAUCAUGAAACUCGCUAUUUUCGAUCUCGACUAUACCCUUUGGCGUCCGGAGAUGUACCAGCUUAACGGCCCUCCUCAUCUUACGCCCAUUGAAAAAGUCAAAACUCGCAAACUCAAAUUGUCGCCAGCUAUGCUGAAAGAGGCAAGGACGAAUUUGGAAGACCACGUGCUCGUGGACCGGCGUGGAAACCUGAUGCGGGUAUUCGACGGAGCAAAUUAUGCGCUUGAAGAUAUCAAAAGAAUGGAAACCGACGGCCAUCCUAUUCAAGCUGCCGCCGCAUCUCGGACAGAUGAGCCUAGCUGGGCUCGGAUAUGUAUGCAACAUCUCGCCCUCAAUGACGGGACUGUAUUAGCCGAAGUGUUUGGAGAUUUGGUGGAAAUUUCUGGUGGCAGCAAAGUAAAGCAUCUACAGCGAUUGAGUCAUAAGACCGGCAUUCGUUUUGAAGAUAUGUGCUUCUUUGACAACGAGCAAUGGAACAUUGAAGAUGUUUCGAGAUCGCUGCCAGUCAAAUGCUAUUAUACACCCAAUGGAAUGACGCGGCAAGCUUGGAAAGAUGCUUUAAAGGAUAGUGCCUUAGAGUAG
Molecule: messenger RNA, 696 nt
Organism: Phaeodactylum tricornutum CCAP 1055/1
Lineage: Eukaryota; Bacillariophyta; Bacillariophyceae; Surirellales; Neidiaceae
Exons: 2
Coding region: 1-696 (231 amino acids)
Molecular function (GO): acid phosphatase activity
Source: RefSeq, a predicted model, not a curated record